AUGUCGGGAUCGGCCAUCAGUCCGGAGCGUCGGAUUGAGGCGAAUCCCUACGACGCCGAUGCGUGGACAUUGCUGAUAAAAGAAUAUCAAGCUCGCCCCAUCGAGCAGGCCCGAGAGUUCUACGACAAACUCGUGGCCCAAUUCCCGAACGCCGGUCGGUACUGGAAGGCGUACAUUGAGCACGAGUUUCGCGCGAAGAACUUCGAGAAGGUCGAGGAGCUCUUCAAUCGAUGCCUUGUCCGGAUUCUCAACAUCGACCUCUGGAAGACCUACCUGUUCUACGUGAAAGAAACGAAGGGAAGGCUAACGACGUUCCGAGAGAAGAUGGCGCAGGCGUACGAUUUCGCGCUAGAGAAAGUCGGACUCGACUUGUACAUCUACCCGGUUUACGUCGACUACAUCAAUUUUCUGAAGAAUGUACCCGCGAGCGGGCAAUACGCGGAAAAUCAACGGAUCGCUGCGGUGCGGCGUGUUUAUCAGCGCGGGAUCGCCGUGCCGAUGCUGAACAUCGAGCAGCUCUGGAGCGACUAUUGCAAUUACGAGAAGAGCAUAAACGCAACGCUGGCCGAGAAGUUGAUCGCCGAGAAAAGCAAGGACUAUCAAGCAUCCCGACGCGUGGCCCGCUCAAUGGAGACGGUGUGCCGCGGGCUGAAUCGCCAGGCGGUCAGCGUGCCCGCGCGCGGAACAGUGGCCGAGCUGAAGCAGGUGGAGCUGUGGAAGAAGUACAUCGCCUGGGAGAAGGAGAACCCCACCGAGACCGAGGAGUACGCGGCAUUUUCGCGUAGAGUAAUCUACGCCUACGAGGAGGCCCUACUCUCACUCGGCUUCUACCCGGAUAUCUGGUAUGAGUGCGCGCAGUUCAUGCAGAAAACAGCCAAGGCCCUGGAGGAGAAGGGGGACGUCAAGAGCGCGCAAGCGAUGAGCGAAGAUAUUACGAAACUCUACGAGCGAGCCAUUGGCGAGGGCGGUCUCCAGCGGGAAACACAGCUGCUCUAUUUUGCAUACGCAGAUUAUCUGGAGGAGAAAAUGCAGUUCAGCGAGGCCAAGGAAAUCUACAAUCGGUUGCUGGAACAGCAGAACCUCAAUCCAACGCUGACCUACAUCCAAAUGAUGAAAAUGGUGCGCCGGACGGAGGGCAUCAAGUCGAUGCGGCUCAUUUUUACGCGGGCCCGCAAGGACGAGCGCUCCGGCUUUCACAUCUACGUCGCGUCGGCGCUGUUCGAAUACUAUUGCUCAAAGGACAAAGAAGUGGCGAUGAAGAUCUUCGACCUUGGCCUGAAGAAGUACGCCGACGAGCCCGAGUUCUGCCUAGCCUACGCCGAUUUCUUGACGCAUUUGAACGAAGACAACAACACUCGCGUCAUCUUUGAACGGGUGCUCACCUCGGGCCAAUUGGUCGACGAAAAGAGCUGGAAACUCUGGGAUCGCUACCUCGAAUUCGAGUCGCUGGUCGGCGACUUGACGGGCACGUUGAAGGUUGAUACCCGGCGACGGGCAGCUCGAAACGCACAAGAAUCUGAGACGCUGCUGCUCAUUGAUAGAUACCGCUUCCUCGACCUCAACCCCUGCUCCGUCGACCAGCUGGCCUUGAUGGGAUACAAGAAAUCGCCACUCCUUCUCGCGCACACGAUGGCCAGCAGCUCGCUGCAGCGGCCAAUGUCGCAGCCGGUAGCCGCCAGCGCCGUGAUGGGAGGAGCAUCAAACGGAGCACCGGCGGCCACACCGACCACGAAGCUCGACAUGGGACGGUACCCCGCCCCGGACACGGACCAGAUGAUCCCGUUCAAGCCGAAAGCCGCCAGCACGGCCCUCAUCCAGACGUACCCGGGAGGCGUGUUCGCCCCGCCGCCCUCCGUCCAGUCGCUGCUCCAAAUUCUGCCGCCCCCGUGGACCUACUAUGGGCCGUUCGUCGACAUCGACCAGCUGUUCGACCGGUUGAUUGGCUAUGAACAAAAGAAAGUGCCCGGCGUCGACUUGGAUACGGUAAUCGAAGUGACGGAGCGGCACGGCUCGUUGAGGACGGAAGAAGCCAGAAAAGAGCUCCAGCUCCUGCUCAACACCACCCAGGAUCCGCACGUGGUGCUGCGCCAGCAACUCUCUCGACGGCGCAUCCGGGGCGGCGCCGGCAGCGACUCGGACGACGAGGGAGACGUCUACAAGAAGCGCAUGAAGCAGCAGAGCCGGACGGUCAAGGUGGAACCGCGCAGU
Messenger RNA from Mesorhabditis spiculigera, 2208 nucleotides. The record is from the annotation of a GenBank genome assembly. NCBI's taxonomy places the organism in Eukaryota, Metazoa, Nematoda, Chromadorea, Rhabditida, Rhabditidae.